Messenger RNA from Mya arenaria, 1743 nucleotides. RefSeq names its product chromatin target of PRMT1 protein-like. The transcript is spliced from 7 exons. The coding region runs from base 115 to 900 and encodes 261 amino acids. The record is from RefSeq and is a predicted model, not a curated record. Lineage: Eukaryota; Metazoa; Mollusca; Bivalvia; Myida; Myidae.
UUCGUGAAAUAAUGUUCCUACCAAGCUACAUACGUCAUUUCCGGAAACAGCUGUCAAAGACCCAAAAUAGAAAACAAAUAUAGUCAAUAAAGAAAUCGACAAACAUCCGCAAAAAUGACAUCAGUCCCAGCAAAGAUAGUGCUGAAGAGCACAACUAAAGUCACCCUAAGUGAUAGAUUCACCCAGAUUCAGAAGAUGCGGCCGCCACCACCAUCACCACAGGAAGUACGCGCCCAGAUGGCGGCAUCCCAGCAUUCAACACAACAGAAUCGAAGACUUGCCCAACAGAUGGCAAACAGACCAGCCGUGCAGGCCGCUCUCGGACAGAGGGGUGGUCCCAAACAUCCACAGCAACAAGUGGAGUUCCAACAGAAGACAUUGAAGCAGCGUUUAGGCCCUUCCAAUGUUAAAGCUCGAUUGACGCUCGGCCAGCAGGCGUACAGGGGGCGUGGUCGAGGCGGACGAAGAGGAGGGUACAGGGGGCGGGGCCAGUCGAAUGGAUAUGUUACGAGUGGUAAUGUCUUCUUUAAUAGUCGAGGUGGUAUGAGAGGGCAGGGGUUCGGAGGCCGCGGUCGUGGGGGAUUUUCUCCAAGAUGGAUUGAUGACUACCGGCCUAGAGGUCGUGGUGGCUUUUCUCGUCAGGGAGACAACCGAACAUUCCGUGGAGGCAGAGGUCGUGGGGGAACCAGAGGAGGCGGUGAUCGUGGAGGAUUUGGGCGUGGCCAGCGUGGAGGUGGGCGUGGAAUGGGACGGGGCAGAGGAGGAAGGGGGCGUGGUGCCAGGGGAGGGGGACAAGCCUCUCGGGAACAACUGGAUAACCAAUUAGAAGAGUACAUGUCCAAAACGAAGAAUCACCUUGAUAUGGACUUGGAUCAAUAUAUGGCCGAAGCCAAUUCUUGAAUUAUCAUGUUCGAUGGUUGAAGGAUAUUGAAUAAUUUUUAUCAGUACAGACUUUUGUUAAAAGUUGAACUUAGAUAUACUCUUAUAAGACUUGAACAUACAGUUUAACCACAAUGACCACAAGAUGCACUUGUAAUUUGUGAAGUUAACUUAACAUGUUUUAUUGGUCUUUCCUGCCACCUUAACAAUUCAAAAUUGUUAAUUGUUAAAGAGCAUUUGUUCUGAAAUAAUGAUGAAAGUGCUUCUUACAACAUGGCAGCUACAUCUAUGUUGUGGUCUUAUUUGGUUAUUUGGAACAAAGUGCUUCAGUGUCAACCUAACAUUGUAUUUACAACUGGUUUCACCAGGUUAUUGUAUUGUUGCUUUAAGUAUUCUAAACCAAAAUGUUAAUGAAAUAAUGAAAUCCAACUGCUUGAUAUGAACUUAUGUUGGAAAGGAUGUAUCCUUGUUAAUAUUCACAGAAUAUUGAAAUGUGUGCAAAGAAUUUUCAUUUUUGUAUAUAUAUAAAUAUAUAACCCACCCUUUGUAAAUAAUUUUUAUUUAUCGUACAUGAAUACACAUUGAUCAAAGAACAUUCUUGUAAAUGAAAAGAUGGACAAAAGAUGUGGGUGUAAGAUAUUAUGCAUAAUUAAAUUAUCGGUUAACAUGGUUGUUUAUUUGUAUCUUUUUUGUUACAAACGAAAUCUCAUUAUCCAUAAAUCAUUUUUAUCCAUGUACAUUAUAUCAUUUGCUUUUAUACUGUGUGUAUGUUCAUUUAUGUUUUUGUAAUGAGUGGUAAUUUAUCAUGGUGUUUUCAUCUUAAAGAUUAGUGUAUACCAUUUAUGAAAUAAAAUUAUGAAACAG